Triticum dicoccoides is the source of this 2742-nucleotide messenger RNA. RefSeq names its product disease resistance protein RGA5-like. The record is from RefSeq and is a predicted model, not a curated record. Gene Ontology annotation, biological process: defense response to other organism. The transcript has 2 exons. Gene Ontology annotation, molecular function: ADP binding. NCBI's taxonomy places the organism in Eukaryota, Viridiplantae, Streptophyta, Magnoliopsida, Poales, Poaceae. The coding region runs from base 1 to 2742 and encodes 913 amino acids.
AUGGAGAUUGCCAUGGGGGCUAUUGGCCCUCUCCUCCCGAAGCUCAGUGAGCUGCUCAUGGGAGAGCUCACCAUGGAGAAACAAGUGAGGAAAGGCAUCAAGUCUCUCAUGAUAGAGCUCACAUUGAUGCAUGCUGCCCUGAGUAAGGUGGCAGAAGUUCCCGUGGACCAGCUUCACAAGGGGGUCAAGAUUUGGGCAGGAAAUGUCAAGGAGUUGUCGUACCAAAUGGAGGAAAUUGUUGAUGUUUUCAUGGUGCGCGUGGGGGAUGGUGGCAAACCUGCCAACCCAAAGAACAAAGUCAAGAAGAUACUCAAGAAGGUUAAAAGAUUAUUCAAGAAUGGCAAGGAUCUCCAUCAGAUCUCUGAUGCUCUAAAAGAAGCGGUUCAUCAAGCUAAGCUGUUGGCCGAGCUGCGCCAAAGGUAUGAGCAAGGGAUGCGAGAUCCUAGCACUAGUGCUAGUGUUGACCCUCGCAUGAUGGCCCUAUACACAGAUGUGUCUGAACUCAUCGGCAUUGAUGAAACACGAGAUGAGUUGAUAAACAUGUUGAUUGAAGGUGAUGAUUGGUUGAAGCAUCCAUUGAAGACAGUCUCUAUUGUUGGAUUUGGUGGGUUGGGCAAGACAACUCUUGCCAAAUCAGCAUAUGAGAAGAUCAAAGGGCAAUUCGAUUAUGAUGCUUUUAUUUCGGUUUCUCAGAAUCCCAGCAAGAAGAAAGUCUUCAAGAAUAUUCUCUAUGAACUUGACAAGAGCAAGUAUGCACGCAUUCAUAGUGAGGAAUGGGAAGAAAAUCAUCUGGUCGAUGAAAUAAUUGAAUUCCUUAAUGGCAAGAGGUACCUCAUCAUAAUUGAUGACAUAUGGGAUACAGAAGUGUGGAAAUUAAUCAAGUGCGCUUUCUCCAAGAAGAGUCCUGGAAGCCGACUAAUUACGACAACCCGCAUCAUCAGUGUCUCUAAAGCAUGCUGCUCUUCCAAGGAUGAUAUCUACAGAAUGAAACCUCUUUCAGACGUUGUGUCAAGAAUGCUCUUCUAUAAAAGAGUAUUUAAUGAGAAAGGGUGUCCUCAAGAGUUGGUGCAAGUAUCCAAAGACAUUUUGAAAAAAUGUGGUGGCAUACCAUUAGCUAUUAUUUCUAUAGCAAGUCUUCUGGCUAAUAAUCAUGAGAUGAAAACAAAGGACCAAUGGUAUGCUUUGCUCAAUUCCAUUGGUCGCGGACUUACAGAAGAUUGCGGUUUGGAGCAGAUGAAAAAGAUAUUAUUAUUCAGUUAUUAUGAUCUACCUUCGUAUCUGAAACCUUGUUUGUUAUAUCUUAGCAUCUUCCCAGAAGAUCACAAGAUUAUGAAAGGAAAGCUAAUAUGGAGAUGGAUAUCAGAAGGUCUUGUUUAUAGUGAAAAACAAGAAACUGACUUAUAUGGGCUUGGUAACAACUACUUCAAUGAACUUGUAAAUAGAAGUAUGAUCCAGCCAAUUUGCAUUGAUGAUAGAGAAGAUAAACAAGCGUGUCGUGUACAUGACAUGGUGCUUGAUCUCAUAUGCUCAUUGUCAAGUGAAGAAAACUUCGUCACAAUUUUGGAUGGCACCGGAAGAAAAAUGCCUAAUUUGGUUCGCAGAUUGUCCAUCCAAAAUAGCAAGAUGGAUGUUGAUAUUUCUAGGAUGGCACACAUGAGAUCUAUUACCAUUUUCACCAAUAAGGUUGUCGGGAAACUGUUGGAUAUUUCAAGUUUUCAAGUUCUUCGUGUGUUGGAUUUCGAAGGUUGUGAUAUCUCGGAUAUUGGGUAUGUGGGAGAUCUUUUACAUCUGAGGUACUUAGGACUAAGAUAUACUCAUGUUGAGGACCUUCCCACUGAAAUUGGGAAGCUACAAUUUUUGCUUACCUUGGAUUUAAGAGGUACUAAGAUAAAAGUUCUGCCAUCAAGUGUUGUUCAUCUAAGACGUCUGAUGUGCCUGCAUGUUGACUAUCAUAUGAAGCUGCCGUCUGGGAUAAGUAAUCUGGUUUCCCUAGAAGUGCUAGGUACAAUGAUGAUGUUUGACAAGGACCUCAAUGCUGUGAAAGAAUUGGGCCAUCUGACCAAGCUCAGGGUGCUCCAAGUUUACUACCAUGUUGAUGAGAUCCUGGAUAAAGCUUUGAUGAGAUCUCUUAGUAAUCUGUACAAACUGGACAGUCUAGAUAUUUAUGUCCGUGGUGGAGAAAUCAAUUUCCUGAGCGAAGAUUGGGUGCCUCCUCUGCAACUCCGUAGAUUGGCUUUCUCGUUACCGUCGAGUUGGUUCAAGACACUGCCAUCAUGGAUCAAUGCUUCAUCGCUUUCUCUCCUCACCUAUCUUCAUAUAAAGGUGGUUAAAGUGUCAUCGGAGGCCAUCCAACUUAUUGGGAUGCUUCCUGCUCUUUGUGUUCUCGAGAUAAUGGAUAUUUCUAAGUUCUAUGAAGAGCGUGUGGUGGAAAUGUCCGCCCUUUCCUCUGUUGCGUUAUUCCCGUGUGCGAGGGAGUGUCACUUCCUUUGUAUUGGUGCAGUGCCAUCUAUGUUUCCACGAGGAGCUGCACCGAGGCUUAAGCACCUUGGCUUCACCUUCUCAGCUAAGUGGAUCACCCGUGAAAACAUCGAUUUGUGCAUGCGCCACCUCCCUUCCUUGGAGCGAGUUGAGGUUAAAGUUAUUAAGGAGGAAGCUAGUGAUCGCGAGGUGUAUGAAGCAAAGGCAGUGCUGAGGGCCGCAGCAGAGGACCACCCCAACCAUCCCGUCCUUGACUUACAUUGA